GUGCAUCAUUCAAGGCGUCAACUUUCACUUCCGUGACAGAUAAACUUUUAAAAAUUCGUGUUGACUGACCAUAGUCCACGGAUUUUUCCCCAAAAGCCAAAUAUAAAAGCCUAAAUUAAGAAACCAUCAUGACUGAGAAACACAGCUUCGGUGUGGAACCUAUCAGCUGUCACUCAUUUAGCCAAAACCGUCAGCAGCUGGCCAUCUCGCAUAACGAUAAUGAUGUGAACAUCUACAGCAAGAGUGGGAAAUUUUGGGCAGUUUCUGGCAAACUGAAGGAGCAUGGGCAACGGGUCACUGGAAUUGACUGGGCCCCUAAGACCAAUGUCAUCGUCACUUGUGCUGCGGAUCGUAAUGCCUAUGUUUGGAAGCUGGUGAAGGAUGAGUGGGUGCCUACUCUUGUUAUUCUGAGAAUCAACCGAGCUGCUACCUGUGUUCGCUGGUCCCCGCAAGAGAACAAGUUUGCGGUGGGUAGCGGUGCUCGGCUGAUCUCCAUCUGUUACUUUGAGGAGGAGAACAAUUGGUGGGUGAGCAAGCACAUCAAGAAGCCCAUCCGCUCCACCAUCACCAGUCUGGACUGGCAUCCCAACAAUAUUCUGAUAGCUGCCAGCUCGACUGACUUCAAGGCCAGAGUAUUCUCUGCUUAUGUGAAGGAGGUUGAGCCAAAACCCUCGUCAACCAGCUGGGGACCCAAGAUGACCUUUGGUAACUUGAUGAAGGAAUUCUCCUCUGGAGGAGGUGGCUGGGUGCAUUGUGUGUCGUUCUCUGACUCUGGUGAGAAGCUUGCCUGGGUCGGACAUGACUCCAGUAUCGCCAUUGUGGAUGCUGCUAAUGACUGCGCACUCUCAGUCAUCAAGGGAAACUUCCUGCCGUUCUAUGGAAUCACCUGGAUUACAGAGAACAGCAUGGUAGCUGUGGGUUUUGAUUGCUCCCCAAAGCUGUUCAGCCAUGCAGGCGGUGAGAUCAAGUUUGUGCACGACCUUGACGUCCCCAAGCAGGCUGAUGAAAGCAAGAUGACUGCCAUGAGUCGCUUCAAGAACCUGGACAAGAAAGGAACAGCUGGUGGCGACACGUUGACCACACUCAAGACUCAGCACCAGAACACAAUCAUGCAAGUGUCCGUGUAUGAGGGAUCAAAGGCCAAGACAACCAAGAUUGCAACUUCUGGCAUCGACGGGCAGCUCAUUAUUUGGGACCUGAAGACUCUGGAGAGCUCCAUGGCCGGCCUGAAGAUAGCCUAAAUUCGGAACCUAAGGCCACAACAGUUAGGCUGAGACAGUUAUGCCGCGAUAGUUAGAAAGCUGAAAUAUAAAUGUUGACUAAACAUGCCAUUUAACCUCCCUUAAUAUCUAUCAUCUACUUUCUUAUUUCAUGUUAUAUGUUGGUGCAAUGUUUUCAGACAUUAUUUCAUGUUUGUGAUUGUGUAAAGACACCUUUUUUGUAAUUGACUUUUACAUUUAACAUCAUGUUUUCUAUGCAAAAAUUUCUUUGAACAGGAUAACCAUUUUUGCAUUCCAUUCUUAUUAUAUGAACAAAUUUAUGUAAUAAAAAUAAAUUGGGAAUGAAAGGGGAAUAAAACAUCUGGACCAGGUUUCAUAAAGAAAACCAAAGUCCACUAACCGGCUAAGCUAAGACUGUACAGCAAUUGGAUUGGUUCGUUGUUGUGUCUAUAUAUUCAGAUUAUUGGAUUUCAAGCAGGAAAAUAAUUUUUCAUCUUAAAAAUGUGUGAAACUGGCACCCAAACUUUU
Messenger RNA from Mya arenaria, 1748 nucleotides. Its product is annotated as actin-related protein 2/3 complex subunit 1A-A-like. Gene Ontology annotation, cellular component: actin cytoskeleton; Arp2/3 protein complex. The transcript is spliced from 12 exons. Bases 129 to 1241 code for a protein of 370 amino acids. Lineage: Eukaryota; Metazoa; Mollusca; Bivalvia; Myida; Myidae. Gene Ontology annotation, molecular function: actin filament binding. The record is from RefSeq and is a predicted model, not a curated record. Gene Ontology annotation, biological process: Arp2/3 complex-mediated actin nucleation.